Messenger RNA from Galeopterus variegatus (Sunda flying lemur), 442 nucleotides. Its product is annotated as 40S ribosomal protein S19-like. The record is from RefSeq and is a predicted model, not a curated record. Gene Ontology annotation, molecular function: structural constituent of ribosome; RNA binding. Gene Ontology annotation, cellular component: cytosolic small ribosomal subunit; ribosome. The transcript is spliced from 3 exons. Lineage: Eukaryota; Metazoa; Chordata; Mammalia; Dermoptera; Cynocephalidae. Gene Ontology annotation, biological process: ribosomal small subunit assembly; translation. The annotation marks the transcript as partial.
AAUGGUAUUAACUGUUCUCAUACAAACACACAGAAUUGUGUAUGCGCAAUCUUGAACAAGGCUCCUGCCUCAGUUGUGGAAAGGAGACUUCUCUUCCUGAGAAGGUUCCUCAAGUCUCUCACCUCACCCCCAGCUUCCACAGCGCGGCACCUGUACCUCCGGGGCGGCGCUGGGGUUGGCUCCAUGACCAAGAUCUAUGGGGGACGUCAGAGAAAUGGCGUCAUGCCCAGCCACUUCAGCCGAGGCUCCAAGAGUGUGGCACGCCGGGUCCUCCAAGCCCUGGAGGGGCUGAAAAUGGUGGAAAAGGACCAAGAUGGGGGCCGCAAACUGACACCUCAGGGACAGCGAGAUCUAGACAGAAUCGCCGGACAGGUGGCAGCUGCCAACAAGAAGCAUUAGAACAAAUGAUGCUGGGUUAAUAAAUUGCCUCAUUCGUAAUCCC